Metopolophium dirhodum (rose-grain aphid) is the source of this 3605-nucleotide messenger RNA. RefSeq names its product short stature homeobox protein 2-like. Gene Ontology annotation, molecular function: sequence-specific double-stranded DNA binding; DNA-binding transcription factor activity, RNA polymerase II-specific. Gene Ontology annotation, biological process: regulation of transcription by RNA polymerase II. Lineage: Eukaryota; Metazoa; Arthropoda; Insecta; Hemiptera; Aphididae. Bases 219 to 1220 code for a protein of 333 amino acids. The transcript has 5 exons. Gene Ontology annotation, cellular component: nucleus. The record is from RefSeq and is a predicted model, not a curated record.
CUGUGUAAUCGAGUGAUAACGCGUUGCCGCCGCCGCCGGCGUCGUGUGGACCAGUUGAAGAGAUUUGCGUUGUCGUCGCCCGCUCUAUGCUGCUGCACGCCGCGGCCGCGCCGUUCCCUGGCUCAGCACCGACCGUAUAAUAUUUGACCGUUGUCGCCGUCGCGCACUGCGCCACAACGCACCGUCGCCGAAUUAUCUGCUGCCCGGGGCUUCCGCCGAUGGACUCGCGAGCGUCUUCGCUGUCGCCGGUGAUCGACCCGGACGACUCGAGAUCGCCUCCCGGAUCACCUGCACCGCCUGCGCCGAUGACGCUCCUGCAGCCGCGCCAGACCGGCGUCGGACUACACGCUCGCGGAAACCACAACAAUAACAACAACAACAACGACGUCGACGACGACGAAAUUGACGACGAUGACGACGACGACAUUGACGACGACGACCGGCGAUCGUCCGGUGCGACAGCCAAAUCGCCACAUGCACGCGCGCCGCCCUCGCCGUCUGACCAUCACCGGGCGCUGAUCGCCGGAAUCACUGCCGCCGCAGCCGCAGCCGCAGCCGUCGCAGAUUUCAAAGAGCCCAAAGAUGACGGUGUGGAAGACUACCGCCAAACGUUCGAUGGUUCAAAAAACAAUAACAGUAAACAGUUAAAUGGUCCGUCCAAUAAGCAGAGGCGAAGUAGGACCAACUUCACUCUUGAACAGCUCAACGAACUCGAAAGGCUUUUUGAUGAAACCCACUACCCCGAUGCAUUCAUGAGAGAAGAGCUUAGUCAGCGCCUUGGUCUCAGUGAAGCCAGAGUACAAGUAUGGUUUCAAAACAGGCGGGCCAAAUGCCGAAAGCAUGAAAGUCAGAUGCAUAAAGGCUUAAUGAUGCACCAGAACGUAUCAACGCCUCUAGAGCCGUGUCGAGUGGCCCCGUACGUAAACGUGCCAAGACUGCCGCAAUUGCAAUUCAAUUCAUCGGCUGCAGCUGCGGCUGCGUUUUCUGCGUUCGAUCCGGCCAUAUUGACUGCCGCACAACAGGUAAUUUUACAUUAUGCAGUGGCCAUGGGAAGAGGUGUUCUGUGCCCUGCGCCAUAUCCUCCGGGUGGUCUGAGUCUAGCUGCUCUUGCAGCAUUACAUCAAGAUAGACUGUUAACCAAAAAUUCUAGUAUAGCUGAUUUGCGGUUAAAAGCUAAAAAACAUGCCGAAGCCAUUAGUAGAGACCAAGAGAUUGUUUAACAUUAGGCAUGACAUUUUUUCGUUAUGUUUUUUUUAUACACUGUCAACAUUUACAUAAUACUUUCAUGCUACUUCGAAAUAUCAUAUCGCACCCACAGCCACGGUGAGAACGGUGACACAGUUCAACAAAUUGCCAAUCUUAAGUCUAUACUAUGUUGUUAUUAAAUACGUAUCCCUGAUGUACCCCUGCGUGCACGAUAAACGUCAUAUUAUUAGUUAUUACCUCAAACUUUAAAUUUGUUCAUCAUUGAGCAGUUUUGUCAGUUUUACUUUUAGACGAAUUCAUAGUCAUCACAUUUGUCACAUUAGUGUUUCAAGACAAAUGUGCGGUGCCGUUGGUGAAGAAAAACGACACAUUUCGAGUUUUGACCGUUUUAGUUUUAUAAUUUGUGUUUGAAAAGUGACAUAUAGAUAUUACUUGAGGUGUCGUAACAACAGACAAUGAUUUUAGAAAAGCAAAAAAGUGACAUAAUAACUUCUUUCGGCUUUAAUGGCGUUUAAUGUUUUGUCCUGCAAUGUUCCACAUCAUAAUAUUCAAUAAGAUUCGAUUUACAGAAUAAUAAUUUUUUAUAAUGUAAUAUAAUUUACUGCCAAAAAUACUUAUCUGAAACUUAUAAGUCAAUAUAAGUUGUACCUAUAAUUUUCUUUAUUUUUUUUUUUGAAAAUUCCAUUUUUUAAUUGUGUCGCCUUUUUUGCUGGGGUGCGAAUUAUUUAAUAUGAUAUUAAUAUAUUAUAGGUAUAUAACUGUAAAAGCAUAAAUUAAAAAUAUUUAGUACCACAGGUUGAAAUUUAAACGUUGUUUUCAUAUGACUUAUUAUGAGUACCUACCUACCUAUACAUAAUAUCUAAUACCUAAUAAAAUUCGUCGUCUUAUAUUUGAAAUACAAUAAUCUAAUAAUUAAAAUAAUAUAUUAUAUGCUAUGUAAUAAUGAACAUUGAACACCUAUUGAACUAAUGACCUACCGAUUAACGAUGAUAAUAACUUUAAUUUACUAUCAAUUACAUGUAUAUUAUUAUAUUUAUUUAUUAUAUUUGUAUUUAUUUAUUUAUUUUAUAUAAUUAUUAUUAUUAUUAUUAUUAUUAUUAUAAUUAUACUGUAUGGUUAAUGUGGCUAUAUAUACUUACAUUGACGUAGUAUUAUUACUGUUAUAUUCAAUUGUAUACGAUAAUAUACGGUGAUUUAAUAAUACGUGUAAAAUACAUUUAACGCUUAACUAAGCAUUCCAAUUUCAAAUUAAUGUUAUAAACUUACAACAACAAAAUAUUUUUAACUUAAACUUGUAUUGCUAUAGCUAGAAUUGUCAAAUCGCCGAUAUGACAUCGAUUGUAUUUUAGUGCAAUAAUACAGAUAAAUCUAACAAAUUACACUUAUAAAACUAUAGAUAAUAUUAAAAAUAAGUUAAAUAUAUUGUACUCAAGAUAGUAUCGUAGAUAUAGAGUAACUCAAAUAUUGUAAAUGUAAAGUAUAUAAGUCCCAUCGGUAUAAUAUUUUUACUCGUUGAAUAAUGUACAGUGUUCUCUUGUAAUCCAAGAAACUUUUAUGAUUAAGAUUUGUAUACAAAUAUAUUCUAUACUUGUACGAGUUGUAGAUUAAAAACUUACAUUUGUGGCUGUUUUAAGUAGUGUUAAAAAAUAUAGUAAUAAUUUGGAAGAUUAAGUUAAUAUAUUUAUUUUUGUUACCCAUAUAAGUUUGUCUUAAAAUUGUAACACUUGUAAUUUUUUACAUGAUAUAAAUCCAUUUAAACUCGAGGACAUAGUUUCACAAAUACGCGUUAAAAAUAUUUUAUUAUAUUAAUAAAACAGUUUGAUUAUAAUUUUUAAUGCAUGUGCUGUGAAUAACCUAUAAUAUUAUAUGUUCCAAUCAAAGUUAAAAGUUAUACCGCAAAUAUUGAUGUGGUCAACUUGUCAGUUGUCACUCUGUAUUAUUUGAUCGAACAGAUACGUGAAAAAUUACCUUAACAAAGAAAUCCAUUGAAAAAUAUAAAGGUCGUAAUAAAUCAACAAAUGUUACUUAUAGGUACCUACUUGUGCAAUUUGGGGAUCGAGUUAUUAAAAAAUUAAAAAUUAAAAAAUGUGCCUAAAAAUAAAAUUCCACAUUAUUACAUCCAUAAUAUAUUAUUUCAUCUUAUAGGUAGGUAGCGUUUUUUUUUGUUGUAAAAUCUCACUAUUUUUAGUAUUAAUUAUUAUUAUUAUGAUUACCUAUUAUUUUAUGUAAUAAUAUUUUUUGUAUCAUUAUUAUUAUUGUUUGUAUAUUAUUACAGUUAUUACAGUUACUCGUGUUAAGUGUUAUAUUAUAUGUUUUACUAAUUUGUAGAUGGUUGUGACAUUUUGUUUAUAGUUAAAACUUUUGUCGAGUGAAAAAACAUGAUAUUUAGCAACAUGGCU